Messenger RNA from Hypomesus transpacificus, 3980 nucleotides. RefSeq lists its product as uncharacterized. The transcript has 6 exons. The record is from RefSeq and is a predicted model, not a curated record. NCBI's taxonomy places the organism in Eukaryota, Metazoa, Chordata, Actinopteri, Osmeriformes, Osmeridae. The coding region runs from base 1 to 3570 and encodes 1189 amino acids. Gene Ontology annotation, molecular function: DNA binding; protein dimerization activity.
AUGCAUUUAGUUUCAAAAUAUAGCUUUACACGUAGUGCUAAGCCGCUUAGCAAAAUAUGGCUUUACUACGGUUUUAAAGCAGACGAUACAGGAAAACCGACUAUAAAGGACGAAGCAAUUUGUCUAAUGUGCCGAAGGAUAGUACGUAUCAAAGACGGAAACACAACUAAUUUAAGAGCUCACUUGAGAAUACAUCAUCCAGAGGAGUUUGUCAACCUUUCUGGUGGCAAUGAUGCCGGAAUUGCAUCUUCUUGGCAGAAUUUUUCAGGUGGCAGCGUGGCCCCUGUGGACUUUACGGAUUUACUUACUCCUCUAAGUCCCCUGGAAAACCUCAUAGCAGACAGUGUGGUACUGGGGGAGCCAUUUCAUGAAGGUGCAUCAAGAGCAGUGGCCACACUACCUAUUUGCCUUAAUCUAAUAAAGAUGUCCUCCCCGGAGAGUUCCUUACAGGACGGUGUGCAGGAGCUAAGGGUGUUUGCUAAGACUUUGCUACAGCAGGGCAGUAUAUUUGGACCUUUCAAAGGGCAGAUGGCCCAAGGACAGUUGACCUGCUUCAGAUAUGCCUGGGCUAUAAAAGAAAGCGAUACCUACUGCUAUAUUGAUGCUUCAGAUGAAAACAAAUCCAACUGGAUGAGGUUUGUUUCAUGUACCACCAGUGAGGAGGAGCACAACCUCACUGUGUUCCAGUGGCAAAGGGAAAUCUACUACAGGGUCUCCAAACCCAUCUCCCCAGGGGAGGAAGUGAAAGUUUGCAUUGGGAAGGAGUAUGCUGCUCUUCUGGGAUUAGGUCUUGGUGAGAGCAUCAAGUGUAAAUAUGGGGACAAAGAGAACCUGCUUAGCAUUUUCCAGGACAUCCAACUUGUUCGUGUACCCGGAGUUGCUGCUGUCCCUGAACCCCAUGACUCUCCCAGCUGGUUAAACGCUAACCAGUCAUAUAUCAACAUGUCUGGGACGAGUAGUCUUUCCAGUAGGUCACAGGCUGACAGCAACGAUCCCAAUCAAUGCUCUGCCAUGGAAGUGCAGGACUAUGACUUUGUUGAGGGCGCGGAUAAGCUGCUAAAGCACCCUAAUACUGCUCAUGUUAGAGUGUGGUACUUCUUUGGGUUUGAGGCUGACCCCAAUGGUAGCGGUCUGCCCCUGGACAAGACGAGGGUGAUGUGUAAGCUGUGUGGGGAGAAUGUGCUCUUUAAUGGGAGCAUGACAGCCAUGCUCAGUCAUCUAGGACACAGUCACAAAAUGCGGCAUCGCAAUUUAACAAACAACCAAACCCAUAAAUACAGAUACUCUCAAAGAGAGAGUAUCUUAAGAGGCAAUUCAUUGGAUAGCCACGGUUCACCUCCAUGUCAUGAACUGCCCACGACCCAUCAGAGUAGCACACAGCCCAGUAGACCCGCCACACAGACCACCAACGCCAUUGCAGACUUCCUUAUUAGGGAUCUGCUUCCUCCCAGCAUGGUGGAAGGAGAAGGCUUCAGGCAGAUGAUCCGCAUCCUGCUGCCCUCCAACCAGGAGCUGCCUUCUGCCUGGCAGUUAGGAGGCCUGCUGACUGACCUCCACGCCCGGGAGAAAAAGAUCAGGACAAAAACGUUCACGACUUAUGCAGGGAUCGCUGAGGAGAAGGACUCCAAACACACCACCGUUCAGUCCAAAUCUGGGACCGUUUCAAGAACAAAAGCAUCCCGUGUUGGCACUUCUCAAGUUCUGGAGCCUGUGACCCUCAGUGCAGAUGUGUGGGGUCGUGACUGGCAGGGUGACAGUGAGACGUACGUUACCCUGUGGGCUCAUUUCCUAGACUUUGAUUUCAGUCCACACACACUGGCUCUCGGCACACAAAGGCUGUGGGAAACCGAGACUGGAUGGGCGUCAGUGGAGGCCAAAGUGAGGGCUAUGGCUCAAGAGUGGGGCAUCUGCCAGCCUUGUGUAGUCAUCGUUGGAGGGGAGGAGAGUGAAAAGAUCAAGUUGAUGGAAAAGAAGGAAAGUAAAAGAAGAGAACAAGCAAAGAGCGCUCUACAUCCUAACUCCACCACCUUUCUAGAGUGUGAGGACUCUGUGUCCGGAGACGAGAUCUGUGGGUCAGUGCAGGUGAACCGCUCCAACUUGGACUUCCCACUCAUCCCCUGUUUCCUGAGCGUUGUCGAGGCAUGCAUACGGCAAGUGAUGUCACAUCCUGUCAUCUCCAGCACCUUUGGCCUUUUUCAGAGCCUUCUAUCAAGUGUCUUCCACAGCCAAAAUAAAAACAGAGACCAAUCUCUGUAUUCCAGGAAACUGUUCACAGCCUUAGGACAGCAAGACCUGGCUGAGCUCAAGUCUUGGACUAACUUAAAGCCUGAGUGGAACCGGCUCUACUGUGUGUUGCAGACUCUCCUUCGCCAUCAGGCCCUGAUAUCGGAGGUGAUCAAGGAGAUGAGUCAAGAAUUCAAAAACAGGAGAGGUGCAACCACUACUAAAGGUUCUUUUUCUACAAACAGUGUUUCAUCGGACAACUGUAAAAUGAGCUCCAUCUCUCAUAUCUCCAACAAAACCAUUGUGGACGCUGUUUUUCCAGAGCCUUCUGAUUGGAAGGUUCUGGAUGACCUCUGCUCGGUGCUGAAGCCUUUGGAUGUGGCGUGCAACACUGUUGCUAAAGAAACAUACCCACGGCUCUCACUGAUCAAGCCCAUCCUCACCGGGUUGCUCUCACGCCACCUUGCCUUGGGCCCAGGGGUCUCCGCCAUUUUACAAGAAGUUAAGAAGACAAUUAGUACGACCCUGAAGAGUUUCUAUGACAACCCUCAGGUCAACAGGAUUAUUUGUUUGGCAUGUGCCCUCGACCCACAGUUCCAUGGUUUAAGGUUUAUGGAAGAAAAGGAUCAGGUGGACACUUUUGAUUGGCUGAAGAAAGAGGCUGUCAGGGCAGAGGAAGAGAGGAGUAGUCGCCAGUCAUCCGCCAAUCACAGGGCCGGGAAGAACAAGAGGAACUCCUCUUCACUGUUACCAUGGGAGAUGGACGGGUGUCCUCGACGGAGUAAGCGUCUGAAAGAGGGCGCGCCGAUCAGCUUCAAAGAAGCAGAGAAGAACGACGACGACGAUGAUGAUGAUGAUGAAGAGGAGGAGGAAACGGAGGAAGAGUCUGAGGCUAGCUCCCCUGGCUACCAGGGGGAGGAGGAGGAGGAGGAGGAGGAAGUCCAGACUGAAACCCUGCAGACCACAGAGUCAAACUCUACAUCUGGUAUGGAGUUCCUACUGGGCGAUCUGUAUGGUCCACAGGCCCAGAGCAAGUUGCUGUCAGUGGAGGAGUGCGUGGAGGCAGAGGUGUCCCUGUACAAGGCAAAGAAAGACUCUGCCUUGAUAGAGCAGCCCCCCCUUCAGUGGUGGAGGGCAAAGUGCACAGUACUGCCUCUGCUGGCCAAGGUGGCACGGGCAUAUCUGGCAGCACCGGCUGUGGUGGGCGGAGCCGCGGAGGUGUUCCAACGCCAGGGGGAAGGGGCCAUGCACAGGAACAGGAGGAAUAUCCCUUCUGCUAUGCUGGAUCAGCUUCUGUUCCUGCAUCAUAACCAUCUUAGCUGCCUAGAGCAGGGCACCUGUAUCUAGAACUACUACAUGGCUUAGUGCCACAAGAUGUACACACCUGUUACCGGUGCUGAAGGGGACUCGGGCGAUACCGUUUUUAAGUAGCCUACUUUUCUUUUUUUUUUACAUAACUGUACUUUACUUUCCUUGGCUGCCGUUUUGAGAUACUGGUACCAGUGGUCAUACCACUUUUAGAUAUUAUUGAGCAAAUAAAUAACCCAUUAAGUUGUUUUCAUAUAAGAAAAAAAAACUUGCAUUGAGUGCUUUAUGGAGUGUAUACUUUGGUUGUAAAACCAAUACAAUGCUUCUCAUUGCAGAAAACCUUGUUCUGUAGUAGAGUCUGUAUUAAUGUUCUCUGAGUGAUGCUGGACAAUAUGACAAGUUCAAACUGAUCAUGUACAAUUUUAUUGUCAACUGUAACCAAAUUGUGA